Molecule: messenger RNA, 444 nt
Organism: Arachis stenosperma
Lineage: Eukaryota; Viridiplantae; Streptophyta; Magnoliopsida; Fabales; Fabaceae
Product: TMV resistance protein N-like
Exons: 3
Coding region: 1-444 (147 amino acids)
Biological process (GO): signal transduction
Source: RefSeq, a predicted model, not a curated record
AUGAUAGAUCACUCGAGGAUAAUGCAGCAAAAGGAUGAAAAAGAAUAUCACCUCUAUCAUGCUUUGUGUAAGAGAGGAAUCACCACCUUCAGAGAUGAUGAGAACCUCAGAGUUGGUGAUAGAAUCAGAUAUACUCUUCUUGAAGCCAUUGAAAGAUCCAGGAUGUCUAUUGCUGUGCUGUGUAAGGACUGUGCUUCUUCCACAUGGUGUUUGGAUGAACUAGUACAGAUCAUGAAGUGCUGGAAUAAUGGAAAAAAUCGACCAGUUUUGCCAAUCUUUUAUCAAGUGGAACCAUCAGAUGUGAGGCGCCAGAGGAACCAAUAUGAAAAAGACAUGAUGAAGCAUGAAGACAGAUAUGGCAAAGACUCCCAUGAUAUAAAAGCAUGGAGGUCAGCUUUGCGUGAAGUGGCCAAUCUAAGUGGAGUGACUUGUACAGUGAAGUAA